AUGUUGCCAUGGCAGUGUGAACUGAUGCAUAUAGUUUGCAGCGCUUCCGUCCGUGUUCCGAGUUCCGUUUUAGGUCCAUUUAAAACGGACCGGAACGGUCCUUUUCCUGUUCCGGAACGGAUUUUUCGUUACCGGAGCGGUCGGUGUUCCGGUCCCGAACAGGUUUGUAAUCUGCUUCAGGUCCGUUUACCUGGUCCGGAACAGAUUUGUGGUGCGCGGACUAAAAUUUCCAUUGGUUAUCCUGGUUCGGAAUGGAUUUUCGUUUAG
Clunio marinus is the source of this 267-nucleotide messenger RNA. The record is from the annotation of a GenBank genome assembly. NCBI's taxonomy places the organism in Eukaryota, Metazoa, Arthropoda, Insecta, Diptera, Chironomidae.